AAUGCUGAAUCAAGUUUUUUCUUGAACUUCAAGUUGAAGCCGUGAUAAUUCAGUUAUUUAUCGUGUAUACAACAUGACAACCUCAGUAGUUAAAAAGAAGGCAUCGGAUAUUACAGAAUGUCCAUACGGCGCGUGGUGUUACCGCAAGAAUCCCCAACAUUUCGCGGAGUUUUUGCAUCCGAAAAAAUCCAAAACAUCAGAUGAUUCGGAUAAUUCGGACGUCAGUGUCGAUGGGUCGUCUACACCAACAGCGACGGCACAACCUACUACAGACAGUAGCACUCUUCCAGUUUGUAAAUACGGAGCUAAAUGUUAUCGGAAAAACCUGAUGCAUUUUGCUGAAUUCUCUCAUCCAACAGCAGUCGUUGCCACCAUUAAUGACAACGGGGAUGACACAGAUGAAAUCACAGAUGAAGACGAAUCAAAUGGCAAGAAAAAGGAUGGUGUUAAGUCAGAAGAUAUCCUAAAACGAGGCAUGUCACUAGUAAAAAGCUACAGUAAGAUGACAGAAGAGGAACGUAAAGAACUGAUCAAGAAAGCAUUUGAAGCCAAACAGAAACUGCAAGAAGAACUUGAAGCAACAAAGAAAGAAGUGAAGAAGAAGGAGGAAGAAGUAAGCAGGCUGCAAAAAGAGGUUGCAGGUGGUCUUCUGCUAAUGGAAGGUGAAAAGGAAGCCUUGGAAGGGAAAGAGGUCAAGUACUUUGAUCUGUACCCAGAAAGGUCAUACAAGGAGGGAUCUGCAGCCCAGACCCACUUCCGUCUGGCAGAGUCUCAGUUUUAUAGGCUGCUAAAUACCGGAAUGACUAAAACCAAUUUAGUGAAAGUGGAAUAUGUCCUCAAUCCAGAUCUGGUGCAUCAUUUCAGGGAAUGUCGAGAAAGCUUAAAGAAAAAGCAUGGGGAGGAGUUUUCCUACCCUGUGUUGGCGUUUCACGGCACAAUGGAAACGAAUAUCAAGCCUAUAUGUGAGACUGGAUUCAAAAUACCCGGCGACAAUGGCCAUGCUCAUCGUACAGACACAGGCUGGUACGGAAAGGGUGUCUACUUCAGCGAAUACCCUGCCUACUCCAUGGGAUAUAUCCAGGGCGCUACCCAACUGCUACUCUGCCAAGUUCUACCCGGCAAAGUAUAA
Messenger RNA from Dreissena polymorpha, 1129 nucleotides. RefSeq lists its product as uncharacterized. The record is from RefSeq and is a predicted model, not a curated record. The transcript has 6 exons. NCBI's taxonomy places the organism in Eukaryota, Metazoa, Mollusca, Bivalvia, Myida, Dreissenidae. Gene Ontology annotation, molecular function: DNA-(apurinic or apyrimidinic site) endonuclease activity; NAD+ poly-ADP-ribosyltransferase activity; 3'-5' exonuclease activity. Gene Ontology annotation, biological process: double-strand break repair. Bases 74 to 1129 code for a protein of 351 amino acids.